AGACGCCGCGGAGCGCUCUUUAAACUCUCUCUGUCUCUCUCCGUGUUUCUGCGGUGUCUCGCAGGUCUCACCGCAAUGAUGAUAUCGCUCGUCCUCUUCCUCCUCCCACCCUUCUUCUUCUUCUUCUUCUUCCCCACCCCCGCCUGGACGUUGGAGUUUCGGUACCACAACAACCGGGAGAUUGAGGAGUUCCUCAUACAGGUCAACGCCGCCAACCCCGAGAUCACACACCUGUACAGCAUCGGCCAGUCUUCAAAAGGUCAGCAGCUGUGGGUGUUGGCUUUGGGCGUCAGUCCUCGCCAGCACACAGUUAGCAUCCCAGAGUUCAAAUAUGUGGCUAACAUGCAUGGAAAUGAGGUUCUUGGCCGGGUGCUGCUCCUCCAGCUAAUCAACGAGCUGGUGCACGGUUACCGCAAAAAUGAAUCGUGGUCCCUGCAGUUGCUGAACAGCACACGCAUCCACAUCCUGCCGACGAUGAACCCCGACGGCUUCGAUGUAGCAGACAAAAACUGCUACAACAGCCAGGGCAGGUACAACUACCACGGCAUUGAUCUGAACAGAAACUUCCCGGAUGCUUUCGCUCGAGGUCAGCAGGUUGAGGAGAAGGACCGCGAAGCUGAGGUCCGAGCUGUGAUUGGCUGGUUGAGGACGGAGAGUUUUGUUCUCUCUGCAAACCUUCAUGGAGGUGCUGUGGUGGCCAGUUACCCUUAUGACAACGGAGGUAGCGAGCUGAUGGGUGGGGCUAGCAUCACCCCCGAUGAUGACGUGUUCAUUCACCUGGCCAAGGAGUACUCCCAUAACCACGCCUCGAUGCACCAAGGUAACCUGUGUGUGGACAGCAUGCCAUUCCAGGAGGGCAUCACCAACGGAUUUCAGUGGUACCGUCUGGAAGGUGGGAUGCAGGAUUACAACUACGUGUGGGGGCAGUGUUUGGAGAUUACUCUGGAACUGUCCUGCUGCAAGUAUCCCCCAGCCGAAGAGCUUCCUUCUUUGUGGAGCAACAACAAAAAUGCUCUGCUGGCCUACAUCCAGCAGGUCCACCUGGGUGUCAAAGGUCAAGUGUUCGAUGGCUCGGGUGUGCCGGUGCAGAAUGCAGUGGUGGAGGUCAGAGGUCGCAAGAAUAUAUGUCCAUUCAGAACCAACCAACACGGGGAAUACUACCGACUGCUGUUGCCGGGAAACUACACUUUCACAGUGACAUAUCCUGGUCACGAGGUUUUGACAGAGACUCUUAAUGUCCCAUACGGUCCAGAUCAAUACUCUGCCCUUAAACACAACUUCCUGUUACAACGCAAAGCCAGAGCCACUGCCUGGGCCUUGGCUAGCACCACCCAAACUGACACCACCCCUACCUGUAACUACACUUUACAAGAAAAAGCAGGAGGAGCGAUGACCGGACCCACGUGGAGCAGCCUGGCUAUGGGGCUCAGUCUGGCGGCGGUGCUGCGGUCGCUGAUCGACUGAAGUGAAAUUGCUAGAAGGAGUUUGCAGGUUCAAUUCUUGUCAACACCAAACCAAACACGAACAACAAAACAGAAAUAUGAUGUCAACCGGACACUUCUGAAAAGACACAUGAAGUCUGGAGUUUGGGUUUACCCCCCCCUGACACCAGCUUUGCUGCAACCCAGAAAUCUAAUCUGGAGGCAGUCAGACGAACCGCAGUGGAGAAAACCGUGAUGGUCACAGCAGACAGAGCAGCAGCCAGGUUCAUAAGCACAGAAGCUGCAGACUUCUCACAGGGAUAACAGACCUUUUCUGCAGAAUACACUUUGACAUGUAGUAGUAGGAUAAGCACCAGGUUAAAAGAUAAAAUAUUAUGAGUCUUUAUGUUAUAUGCUAACCAAAGAGCCCAAAAAGAUCCCAAAAGACCUGAAUGGCUGGUUUAAGAUAAUUAAUGGGUGGUGCUAUUUUUCAAGUUGGGUGAUAUUAAACCAGUACAGAAUAUGAGACAAGGUAAUGGUAGGAGCUCCAUGUGGAUGUCAAACAGUAGAAAAUGUAGAAGUUGUGGUUUAAAAAUGGCGUUUCUGUUGCAGUAUCUGCUCCAUAUACCGUAUUUUUCGGACUAUAAGCCGCUACUUUUUUCCCACGUUUUGAACCAUGCGGCUUAUAGCCCGGUGCGGCGUUUCUGUGGAUUUUUCUUUAACCACC
Molecule: messenger RNA, 2148 nt
Organism: Archocentrus centrarchus (flier cichlid)
Lineage: Eukaryota; Metazoa; Chordata; Actinopteri; Cichliformes; Cichlidae
Gene: cpm
Product: carboxypeptidase M
Exons: 10
Coding region: 76-1464 (462 amino acids)
Biological process (GO): peptide metabolic process; protein processing
Molecular function (GO): metallocarboxypeptidase activity; zinc ion binding
Source: RefSeq, a predicted model, not a curated record